This is a messenger RNA of Ogataea philodendri, 255 nucleotides long. RefSeq lists its product as uncharacterized. The record is from RefSeq and is a predicted model, not a curated record. The transcript has a single exon. The coding region runs from base 1 to 255 and encodes 84 amino acids. Lineage: Eukaryota; Fungi; Ascomycota; Pichiomycetes; Pichiales; Pichiaceae.
AUGUUGGGGUUUUGCGCUAAUAACGGGUCGUUCAGGAUGAUUGCCCUGAUCUCGUUCGACUCCUCGACAAGAAUUUGGGCCGUGGAUAUCCUUCGAUGGAGAAUAAGGACGCUGAACAGUUUCAGUGCAACCAUAUCUCGUUGGCUCAUCUUGGAACUAGUAAAAACUAGCAGUAGUGUGCUGAUCUCAAACGAAUUUGGGUUAAGGAACGUGUCUGUUGAGAUCAGCGAUUUAUCGUCGACGGACUCGUUGUAG